CAGUUCAGCGCCUUGAGUCGGCAGGAGACAAGGCGUGAGGAGGAGAUGGAGGUGGCGAGAGCGGGGAGGCCCUGCGGCUAGGAGAGGCGGAAGGGUGAGCCUCUGCCCUGAGCAGUGGUUCCCUUCGGCUGUGGCACCAAACGCUGCCCUCACACCGAGAGAGGCCGUUUCUGCGGAGGUGUUGGUGCCUUCCCGCUUGGGCUUUGCAGAUGUGAAUGUAGCUUCAGAAAUCUUCAUCCUUGAUGGCAAAAAAAGUGGUUGCUACGGCCAAAAGCUACGUAUUAAACCCGUGUAGUACUUGUAAUGGUAACUAACUCUCAGUAACACAGCAUUCACCUUGUGGCGUCUGUGUUUGGUUAGCCUAGGCAGUCACAGACCUCCCUCCCUUCAGCCAGAAAGUGGGCCCUGCAACAAGGAAGCUGGCAUUUUUACUUUAAAAAAAUCAAGUCUUAAGUUAUUGUUACUGCAGUCUGUGGUUUUCUGAUGUUCAAGUUGUUGAGUUGCUCUGUGGAACCUCUUCUCUCUAUUUGUCACACACACACUUCAGGAGGGCCUGUUUUUUCCUGUAGGUCAUUAUGAUGUUCCAACUUCGAGAAUACUGCAGAGAGUUUAAUUCUCUGCACUAUUUCAGGGGCUGUGUUUGUAAUGUGUUCAGCUGCUACAGGAAAAACAAAACCCUGAACUCGUGUCCUAACAGAAAAGAAGGAAAAAAUGAUUUUUAGUUUCCUCUUUUAGAAAGUAACUACGCCCACUUCUGGCUUUGCUUUGGGAUAAUAAACAAUUAAACGGAAACAUUUUAAAAUCCAGUGUUCGUCUGUAACUUUUAAGUAGUUUCCUUUUGUUCUUCUUUUAAGGAAAUUGAGAGCACUCCACAUAUUCAAAAAGGUAUGCUUGUAUGCAAGUUUGCCAAAUUUUGGCCUCUGUUAGGAACACAAAGUGUAUGGCUGUCACAAAAAGGUGGUAGCUAGAGGGAGGAAUGCGUAAAACCUAAAUGGCACAGUGAGUCAAUCCUAGGUGAAGGAAGGACAAAAGGAAGAAACACUACAAGGUGUAAAUUGGUAGUAAAACACAGUCCAAGAGAGGUGAGCUCUGGGUAAGGGUUUGAAGAGGGAGGCUAAGGAAAAGGCAUAUAAGGCCCGUUGAAGGGAACAGCUGUGUCGGGUUGAAAAGAGAAGAGAACUGGUUAAUGGGCAGAAUGUAAGGACCUAAGAUGCUCCUCUGCAGGAGCUAAACGUGCAUACCUGGCUAAUGGUAGUUUACUUAAAUUAUGCCUUGCUGCUUUUUGUGAUUACUGAAGGCCCACAACACAAAAUAAUUACAAUAUUGAAAAUACUUCAGUGGCUCUGGUCAAUCUGAAUAUUUAAAAUAAUUAAAAGGAAAAAAGAAAAUCUAAUCGUGUAGGCUCUUGCUAAAACAAGGAUUUCCAUGCAGCCAUUCCCUUACAGAAAGGAAACAUGAAAGGGUGUGAAGACCUUACCAAAAACAAAAAAAAAGGGACUUGGAAUCCUACCAUAUUCAUCCAUUAAAAUUGGUAGGAUUUUUCCUAAUUUUCCCUAGGAAUGUGGUGGAAGACGCUAACAUGAAGAUGACAUCAGUUGGUAAUAAGAUUCAUCCAGUUUAUCGUACGCCAUCCUGUAAAAUAUGGUUACAGUUGGGAGUGCUUUGAAGACAGUGUUCUGAUGCUGCUUAUUCUCUGGGAAAACUACUUUAUUUUUAAAAUACAUUUGUGUGUGUGUGUGUAUGUUCUAUUAAUAGGAUCGGGUGGGUUCAGAAAACGAAAGCAUGACAAUUUUCCACGCGGUCAAAAAAGAGAGGAAAAAGAGAAUGUUACUCCAUCUUCAGCUUUGAUGACAUCUUUCAAAUCAUUUCAGCUGGAGCUUGACACCAGGCAUGAUAAAUAUGAACGGCUCGUGAAGCUCAGUCGUGAUAUAACUAUUGAAAGCAAAAGAACAAUAUUUCUGCUCCACAGGUUUAUCAGUGCUCCCAAUGGGGAAGAAAUAUUAAAUGAAUCUGAAGUAAAGCUAGAUGCUGUCCGACGGAAGAUUAAGCAGGUUGCACAAGAACUGAUUGGAGAAGACGUGUAUCAGUUCCACAGAGCUAUAUCUCCAGGACUUCAGGAAUAUGUUGAGGCGGUCUCAUUUCAGUAUUUUAUCAAAACACGCUCUUUGAUUAGUGUUGAAGAGAUCAACAAACAACUAAUAUUUACAGCAGAAGACAGAGAAGAAACAACAAACACGACCUCGAAUUCCCAUGAUAAACAACCACAUACUUGGAGCCUGAAGGUAACGCCUGUCGAUUACCUGCUGGGAGUGGCUGAUCUAACUGGAGAGCUGAUGCGGCUGUGCAUCAGCAGCGUUGGAAAUGGUGACAUAGACACGCCUUUUGAACUGAGCCAGUUCUUACGUCAGAUUUAUGAUGGUUUUACUUUCAUUGGCAACACUGGACCUUACGAAGUAUCUAAGAAGCUGUAUACCUUGAAACAGAGUCUGGCAAAAGUAGAGAAUGCCUGCUACACAUUAAAAGUACGGGGAUCUGAAAUCCCAAAGCACAUGCUGGCUGAUGUGUUCUCCACCAAAACAGAAUUGAUUGACCAAGAUGAGGGUCUGCCUUAAAAUAAGGAGACUGUUGCAACUCAGAAGGGAAGAGGACUUAGAGAAAGCUUUCUAGUUACCGUUUGUGGGGUUUUGACUCUUCUCAAAGCUUUUUAGGUAGAAACAUUUUUAGUUUUAUCUAAGAGAAGAUUGUUUGCAGUGAUAAUUUGUAACCAAACAUACUUCUUAUGAUGUGCAAGAGAACAAAUGUUUGACUUUGUCCUCUCAGUUUGGAAUUUCCUGUAUUGCUCCAUUGUAUCUUCUUUGAGAACUAUCAAAAUUUCCACUGCACUCUACACCAGUGACUGUCCUUCGUGUGAGCCACCUCAAACUGUUGUGGUUGCUGUUAGCAGUUUUUGGCAAGCACAGCAGUGGAAUAAAAAUGGUGAGGUACUGUUAUUUAGCAUUAUCCAUAUAUUUCUGCUGACCUGUUUUCUGAGUAUUUGGGUUCUGUACUCAUACCUAAAAUAAUGCACCUAUCUCUGUGUAAGUUCAUCCCUCGACUUGAAACUGAGGUGGUCUCAAAGGUGCCAUGUAACUUUUUGUUUUCUCUGAUUAAUGCUUUUGAGCAUGAAACUGAAACUAAGUCAACUUUUUGCCAGUUGAUAAUGAAGCUAAUCACACCAGGUAAAUACUGCUGUGCACUCAUUGUUUUGGGGCUCUGUUUAAAUUGAGCUCUGUUCAAGUUAACACUGGUACUUCACAGUUUUGACAUGAGCUAGAAAAUCCACAAAAAAAAACCCCAAUUGUGGAAUAUAUUGGUUUACAUUUUUUGUAAUACAGUUUAAUGCAGAAUCUGACAUCUUCCUGUUUGUAGACAAAAGCAGAAGACUUACCAAGUAGCAGUUUUUGGCCAAAACAUAUGCAGUGUGGUGUUGGAAGUCUGUUCUCCAUUGUUUGUGCUGCCCUGAGGACCUCCAGUGGGGCUGAAUGGGUAUAAGUGAAAAAGGGCUAGCCAAGCUUUAAAUAUCUGUUAGCAGGAACUAUAUCAUGUGCAUGUUCCUAUGGAAAGGAAAUUGCAAACAGAAAUAAGGCAGACAUUCUGACUUCCACAUUUAUCUUUGAGGUGGGUAUGUCACCACUGGCAAAAAAUCAGGGCUUUCUGCCGGUGUCUGAAGUUAUGAAAGUCUGAUAAUGUACAUUAUGUUAAAGGAAAACAGAUAAAACAACACGAUCUUUAGACUCCAGGAAAUAGGCCUCCCAACUGCAAUUGAAAAUACUGCCUGUUUUUUAUUUCUACUUCCAUAUGCUGUGAUAGUGCCAGUAUUUUUCCCAUGAGCAUGUCCUGAAUAGCUGGGAUCAUCUGAUAUAUGGAUAGGAAUGGGUAAAUACAUUUCUGCCACAUUUUUCCAUUGUUUCCACGUAAAGCAAUAUAUGGUGGGUUGAACAAGAAGUGGCUUUUUUCCUAUUGUUUAAUACUAUUUUUUACAAUAAAUUCUGAAAUCUAGUCACUGCCUGUACUUGGUCCUUUUGCCUGUUGAUCCCAGCAGUAGAUAAUGGUGUGAGUUUCCCACUGUGCAUGGCUGUGAAACUUGGAAGUUUCACUCCAUUCCUGUGUUCAUACUUGGAGGAACACUUUCUAAUCCUGAAUCUCUUUUCUCUUUCUCCCUUAACUUUAUUCUGUAAAGUCUAAAAACUAGUUAGGAGAGAAACUUCAUGUGAUCCUCUUGUGUUAAAAAAAUGCAAAGGAGUCAGGUGACAAAAGUUUAUCGCUGGAAUAAAUCUGUAAUGGCA
Molecule: messenger RNA, 4325 nt
Organism: Strigops habroptila (Kakapo)
Lineage: Eukaryota; Metazoa; Chordata; Aves; Psittaciformes; Psittacidae
Gene: TSNAX
Product: translin associated factor X
Exons: 5
Coding region: 1680-2612 (310 amino acids)
Cellular component (GO): nucleus; cytoplasm
Molecular function (GO): RNA binding; RNA endonuclease activity; sequence-specific DNA binding
Source: RefSeq, a predicted model, not a curated record